GGGUGGAGGAGGAAGAAGAGGUGGAGGAGAGCCGAGGGCUAGAGCCCGAGGCCAGAGAGGGUCCCUCCCGCCGGGCCGGGCAUCCCCGCUAGCCCGCCCCUGCCCCCGCCCCCUCCCCGCCCGCGGCUCCUCCUCGCUUCGCCAUGGUGGAGCAGGGAGACGAGGCGCCGCUGCUGCGCUGGGCCGAGGGCCCAGCCGUAUCCCUGCCGCAGGCCCCCGAGCUCCAGGCCAGCGGCCGGGGUUGGGGCGCGGGGGGCGGCGGCGGGGGGCUGGGAAGCGGGCCUGCAUCCGGGGCCCGGCGGGCUGCAGAGCCCGGGAAGAAGAAGGAGGAGGAGGAAGAGGAGGAAGAAGAAGAAGAGGCGGAGUUCGGUCCCGGGGAACUGCUGCGGCGGCAGUCCGAGCGCCUGCCUCUGGAGGAGGAGGAGGACCAAGUGGUGGCCGUGUUCGUGGUCACUUUCGAUCCCCGCACGGGCAACAUGCUGGAAUGGUGUCUGCCCCAAGAUAUUGAUCUGGAAGGAGUUGAAUUCAAAUCCAUGGCCAGUGGAUCCCAUAAAAUUCAGUCUGAUUUCAUCUAUUUCCGAAAAGGACAUUUCUUUGGCCUUGCCUGCUUCGCCAAUAUGCCUGUGGAGAGUGAACUGGAGCGAGGAGCACGUAUGAAAUCUGUGGGCAUUCUCUCGCCUUCUUACACCCUCCUUUACAGAUAUAUGCACUUCCUAGAGAAUCAAGUCCGACACCAGCUGGAGAUGCCGGGACAUUAUUCCCAUCUGGCUGCCUUCUAUGAGGACAAAAAAGGUGUGCUUCAUGCUGGGCAGGGAAAACCCAACUCUGUGCAUCCUGUACACUGGCUGCCCUCCAUCCAUCGAUAUAUGUAUCCAGAGAUGAAGAUCACACACCCAGCUGGCUGUAUGUCCCAGUUUAUUAAAUUCUUUGGGGAGCAGAUCCUCAUCCUUUGGAAGUUUGCUUUGCUUCGAAAACGUAUUUUGAUAUUCUCUCCUCCACCUGUGGGAGUUGUGUGCUACAGAGUAUAUUGCUGCUGCUGCCUGGCCAAUGUCUCUCUGCCGGGCAUAGGAGGAACAAUUCCUGAAUCCAAACCCUUUUUUUAUGUGAACGUGGCAGAUAUUGAGAGCCUAGAGAUAGAAGUGUCUUACGUGGCAUGUACAACAGAGAAGAUUUUUGAAGAGAAGCAUGACUUGUAUGAUGUUUAUGUGGACAACCAGAAUGUGAAGACACACCAUGAACACCUGCAGCCGCUGCUUAAGCUCAACAGUGCUGAUAAAGAAAAAUACCGGAGGCUUAACGAGCAGAGGCAGAUGUUGCUGUACUCUCAGGAGGUGGGUGAGGACUGCAACCCAUGUGAAGAAGACCUCUUUGUUCUGUUUUUUCUGGAGCAGAACAAUAGGAUAUUCCAGACUUUGCUGGAGGUCUCCGCAAGCCAAGAUAAGACCCUGACAGCAGAGCAUGCCCGGGGUAUGGGCCUGGAUCCCCAAGGGGACAGAAGCUUUCUUAUGGACCUGCUGGAAGCAUAUGGCAUUGAUGUGAUGCUAGUCAUUGAUAAUCCUUGCUGCCCAUAGAAAGGGUAUGAUUCCCUUAUGUGAAGAGAAGUGUCCCUGGAGUUCACCCCACUGGUUCCUAAAGGAUUCCAUUUUUAUUUAACAAGUUUAUAAGAAAGAAUAUUAUUUAUACUUUCCAACAAAUGUAAUUUUUACAUUUUCCUUUUUUCCCUUUCUCUAUUCCCCAAACUGAAUGACCUUGGUUUUGUAUUCUGGCUCUGAUAGAACUUUUACCCCAAAGCUGCUCCGGUUUUUGGGCCUGGUCUGAUCUUGGGAAGGGAGAGAGAAAGGUGAUUUCUUAAUGAGAUCUUCUAGAGUAACUCAGGGAUGAGAUCGAAUGGAAAAUCAGUUACCAGGAUAGGUUAUGGGAGGUCUGCUUUUCUAAAACAUUGGAAUAGACUUUGGGAAGAUCAAAGAAUCUCUUUUAACUGGUUGUGUGCAAAGACAACCAUCUGUCCAGAUGCCCAAAGGCAAGGGACCAGAUACCCUCUCUAAGUCUCUAGAUACAUUUUAGGACUUUGAUCCUCUGAUCUCAUGAUUUCCUCUUUGGAAGUGACUGUAGGGUAGGACACAAGUAUGCUUCUCAAUCUAAGUACUACUGUAAACUGGUAUGAACAUCACAGUAAACUUGGCAAGACUUGAAUGAAGCCGUGAAACCUUUCUCAGGAUGCUAUAAGGCCAUUCAUUCCCCUUUCUCUCCGUUCUUUAUUCUAUAUAACUCAGGCUGUAGAGUUUGAAUGGGGGCAAGACUUGACUACCAUGCCCAUUGUCAAAAAUGUUCCUACCAUUUAAUUUCCAUUCAGGACGAUCUAUAACUGGGUUUAAAAAGCAAGUUUUAUAACAGACAAGUGGCAUGUAACUAAGGAGGAUAAACUCUUCAAAAGGUUCUAGCAGACUUUCUGUGACAGAAUCUGUAUUUGGGCUGAGUAGCUCAGUUGGUCAGAGUAUUACAUUAAACAAAGCUAAGGAAAUGGAUGUGAUCUCUUUUAAAAGUCCUCUUUAUUUUUAACAUGAAGGGCCAUUUAUGGAAUUCUUGAUUCUUGUAAUUGAAGCUAGGGACAGAGAAGCUUAAUUUAUUCCCUUCCUAGAUAGGAAGGAAUCUCAACAGUGCCUUCUCUCAGGGUGUAGUGGUCAAGAAACCACUGAACAUGAGUUACAGAAGCAUCCAAGUUCCCACAAAACUUUUUGUAUGGAUGUUUUUCAUAGUCAUGUUCUAAGUAGUGAGUGACUGCCCUCCUGUUAACUUGGAGGAAGAAGGGAGGGAAUUGUUAAAUUAGCUGCAAUUAGCAGCCUGCUCCUGUGAGCUACAAUGAGACCUUUCACUAUGUAGGCCCAUUGGAGUAGUGAUGUAGAAACUAUUCUUUCUAUUGGGUCUCAGUUUGUCUCAUCACUCGGGCUCUUAGUGGAAAGUGCUUUCUCCCUUUUCUUUCUCUCAUUAUGCUAUUUAAAAAUAGAUAUAUGUGCCCGUGAUCACCAGGUGAAUUGCCCAUAGUUGGGAUCAACAGUGAGGAAAUAAUGAAUUGUAUUUUUUACCAUCAUGGUUGACAAAAGCUUCUGUUUUCUUUAGAAGUGUUUGCUCAGCCUGGCUUUUAAAGGAUGUGAAAUAAGUAAGUACUGUGAAAUGUAGAUAUACUUGAUGGUAAUACAAAUACAUUCUCCAUUUUUAGGGCAUAACUUUUUUUUAGUAAACAAAUAAGUAUGGACUUCUAAGUAUUGCCAGUAGACUUGAUCAAUUUCUUUUUUGUUGGGGGCAGUAGCCAGCAUUCCAGUGAUAGAAGUAUUUAUAAAGGAAAAAAAAAUCAAAUUUCUUCUUUGGAACAUCCUGGGCCUUCUUUUUUUGCCACUAUUACUCCACUGUCUAAAAUGCCCCCACACUCAUAGGAUCUAAGGCUUAAAAAGACCUUUGGGAAUAUAUAUUCAACCUGAGGUGCAAUCCAGUCCUUUCUGUCAUUAUUCACUAAUUUUUUUCUUAUACCAGCAGGUAAAGCUUUUCCCCUCUAAUCCCUUCAGAGUAAAAGUACCCAGGCCUAAUCAUCAUCAUCAAUUCUCUUGGAGCAGACUGGAAAUGAAGGGCCUCAUGGUGGAAAGGUCCUCACUUAGGUACACAGGAUGUCAGAACUACUUCACAGGCAUUAGCCAGCACAAGCCAUGCUGUAGACUCUUUGUUUUAAAGUCUAAGCUUAUGUUGCAAAGAGCAUUAGAGUGUUAGGUAGUGCUAUAUGGAAAGGAGACGGGAUUAAAAUCUGACAUGAGCUUUCUGAUCUUGUUAGACCUGAAGCAUUCCUUCUCCCUAGUGGGUGAUUCUUGUUUUGCAAUACUGGACCAGGGGUUUUGUACCCUACUGAGCCAUAGUAAAUAGUCACCGACUUGAAAUUGAAAAUAAUUUGCUCUUAUAGGGCAUCGGCCAUCAAAGCAUCAUAAAUGUUUUUCAUUCCCAUUUUGGGGGAAGGGAAAAGGGGAAGCAGGUUAAGAGAUUAAAAGGAAUGAGGAAUUUGCUAGGUAGAAUGUGUGGCACUUACUUGCAUAUGUAAUUUACUGUUCUUCCCUUUGUUAAAAUAAAGCAAAAUUUGGGACCAAAAUAUGUUUAAAAAAAAAAAAAACUGGUGUGAAAAUUCCCAUACCAAAAUAUCUAUUGAUCCACUGCAUUUUAACCUGAGCAGUGGAAGGAUGAAGAGAAAUUUAAAACUUUACUGCCGCCUUGUUUUUAGUAGAACAAGCUUAACAGAAGCUUAUAGGAAUUGAAGAUGUUCAAAAUAUUAACAAACUAGAUAAAUCCUUUAAAAUAGAACCAUGAGAUUGCCUUUAAAGUAGUAUUUUGGGAGAACCUCCUGUGAAGAGCAACAACUAAAUUGACCCUUUUAAUGCAGUGAUACUCCAAGAUAAGGUUAAAAACUUACACUGUAGUAGGCACAAGUUACAGAUGUCAGCAGUCUUGCCCAAUUCCAAUAGAUAAAUAGCUCAUGCCGGUAAGAACUUAGGGGCAUGAAGAAUCAGUGUUCUCCUAAGGUCUGAUGCUUGAUAGCAGCAAAAGCAAAAAAAAAAAA
Messenger RNA from Sarcophilus harrisii (Tasmanian devil), 4594 nucleotides. RefSeq names its product DENN domain containing 11 (gene DENND11). The transcript has 9 exons. The record is from RefSeq and is a predicted model, not a curated record. The coding region runs from base 144 to 1571 and encodes 475 amino acids. Gene Ontology annotation, cellular component: cytoplasm. Lineage: Eukaryota; Metazoa; Chordata; Mammalia; Dasyuromorphia; Dasyuridae.